This is a messenger RNA of Chara braunii, 1663 nucleotides long. The record is from the annotation of a GenBank genome assembly. NCBI's taxonomy places the organism in Eukaryota, Viridiplantae, Streptophyta, Charophyceae, Charales, Characeae.
CUUGAUGAGUCUGACUUGCUAUGUUUCUUUCUCUGCCUUAGUGACCUCGCUAGCUUUGACGGUUUUUCCCCCCCAUUCUCUGGCUAUAGGUUUUCGCGCCCAUCGCCAGCCUGCAAUGCCCCUCGUUGGCUGUGUCUCUCGCUGGCUAUGUCCCUGGCUGGGCCCCUCGUUGGCUGUGUCCCUCGCUGGCUAUGUCCCUGGCUGGCUAUGUUCCUGGCUGGCUGGGUGACUUUGCGAAAUGUAUAGCACAUUAUCCUCAGUUCACUGGCUAUCACUGACUAUCGGCUUUGGUGACGACCAUUGGCUGAAUUUAGAGGCAGACAGUGAUGAUGACUUCAAGUACGAAGAGGUGGAGGUUGAGAGCGAUGAAGAGGAGGAGGAUGAUCAGUCGGAGGAUUUGGAAUCAGCUCUGCAGCGCCUGAAUUCGCCAGGUUCUCGAAUUCAAGUUCCUGGCACCCCUCAGACAGCAGUCAAAAGGAUACCUGAGGUUAUUGAUGACUUCAUCAGAAAUUUCCUUAUCAAGAUGGGUCUCAUGCAGACUUUGGAGGCCUUUGAGGUUGAAUGGCAUGAGCACAAGGCAUUUGGGAAGCUCCCGGUAGAUUUGCCUUUGGUGCCCAGCGUCUACCAGCAAAACCAGAAGCUGAUGGAAACCAUCACAGAUCUGCGGCGGGAAUAUGAGAAAGCGAAACAACUUGCUGAAAAAGCUCGAGUGAUGUGGGAGAAAUUCCGAAAAGAAAGGGACUUUCAUCGAAUGCAUCACAAGCGCGUCACUCAGGAAAAGAACCGACUUAUUCUUGACGUCAAGAGACUGAGGGAACAUUAUGCCAAGUAUGAGCCCACAAUCCUAGAGCUGCGGACAAAGCAUGAAACAGCCCUCAAGGAGAAAAUGCUCAUGAAAAUCGACCGGGAUCGAUUAGAAGCCAAGGUAAAUACACUUGAGAUGACGAUCAAAACUCUCGAGGCAGGGAAAAGUGAGGCAAAAGUUAUGUCGGACACGAAAAAGGCACCAGCAAAAGUACCAGGGCAUAAAGGAGAUGCAGUGUUCCCUAGCGGAGCAUCUUUCAAUCCGUAUUGGAACACUACAUACGAGCCGCCUCGCAAUAAGAAUUAUCUGCUGGCAAAAACCUUCAGGGGACACGCUAUGCCCGAAGGGGAAAAUGAAGGGGAAGGGGAAGGGGGAGGGGGAGGGGGAGGAAAGGAGAAGCUGAAUGGGAAAGGGAAGGUGAAGAAGAAGGGAAAGGCGAAGGAAGGAGAAGGGAAGGGGAAGAAAAAGGACAGGAAGGGGAAAAUGAAGGGGAAGGGUGAGGGGAAGGAGAAGGAGAAGGAGAAGGAGAAGGAGAGUGGGAAAGGGAAGAUGAAGGGGAAGGGGAAGGAGAGGAAGAAGCAGAAGCAGAAGGAGAAAGGGAAGGGAAAGGGGAAGCCGAGGUGCAGGCAAGGAACUGAAGGACAAAGAAUUGAAGGCAAGAGAAAGAAUGGGAAGAGGAUAUGGAAGGAAAGGGAAUAUAAAAAGGGGAGGGAAUAUGCCAAAUUGCCCAAGGGAGCGGCAAAAAACUGAACAAAAAUCAGAAAGAAAGUUUGGCGAGGUUGUGCUCGCUAGUGAACUGUCACGGCGAAGCAUUCAGGAAAUCUGGGAAGUGUUUGACAACAAAUACAAACACUAUUA